AUGUCUUCGAAAGAAGCUAAAUCCGCCCUCAAGGAAGCGAGGGAGGCAAUAAAGAACAAGAAAUUUUCCGACGCAAUCAAACUGUGUAAUCGGGUGCUCAAAGAGCAGGAUGAUAAUUGCAUGGCACUGUUACUGUUGGGUGCUGCUUAUCAGGAAAGUGAUAAAAAAGAAGCGGCCACUUACUUGAAACGAGCUCUUGCGUGCUCCAUGGAUCCAACCGUAGCGCUCCAAGGUUUGGCCGGUUGUGUCGAUGAUACCGAGUUGCCGGACGUGUCCGAGAAACUGCUCACUCUGCUGCCCGACAAAUAUGCGGAACAACAUGCAAAGAUUUAUGGUGUAGCUGCACGGGGCACACUCGGGAAAGCUCUGCGUUUGUUGGAGAAGGAAGCGACUGAUGUCCGUGUGGAGGAGGCAAGAAAAUUAUCUGCCUUCGAGUACCUUGGCAAAAUAGUAACGCAAUAUCCAGAUCUUGAGGAUACGGAGCCAAGUUUAGUCGACUUGGUUCUAGAUCGUGAGAUCCAGAACAAUGGUGACGUUUACCAGCAUGAUAAAUUCAAUCGAUUUCUCAAACUACUUCAUCGCGGAAAACGCUUUGAUCGAUUGGCGUACGUUGCAGCGGCCAUGCACGAUCGCUUCCCGAACGAUAUCUAUCCGCUCGAAUGGAUUUGUAAGCUGUACAGCGAAGGAACCAUUGCGGAAGAUAAACUAGCCACACUCCUUCCGCACCAACUGGGCCAUUAUCUUGAUCGAGCCGUAACGGUUGGGCCGAACUCCCCCACAGCCUUAUUGGCAAAGGGAAAAUUUCUAUUCGAUGCUGGCCAUCUUACCGAAGCCGAACGCAUGCUAAAGCGAGCGAACGAGGCGCAACCUUUGUGGGGCACCUGUAUGGCACUGCUGGCCGAAAUUUACUUUCGCCAGAAGGCGUACGGUUUGGCAGAAAAUUUGUACCGCAACAUGAAGGUUUCGAACCUGAACUAUGCCAUCGCACUGAUGGAGGACGAAAGUGUGACAAAACUACGCGAAGCGAACGCUUGCUUUGCAGCACUGUACGAGAACGAUCGUUCGAUUGAAUUGUUGUUUCACUGGUGUAAAGUGAACCUGCUGUUGGGGGAUCUAGCCACAGCGAAUGAACGGAUGAACGAGCUCGAACUUACCACCAUUGAACCCAAACAGUUGGAUUAUCUCAGGGCACUGCGUGAGAAAUUAGCGGGUAACGUUGAGAAUGCAAUCGACAUACUUUCUCGCCACGAAGAGGACAGUACCUGUUUGUUGGAGCUUUCCAGAGUGCUUGGCAGUAUGGAAGGCAAGCGAGAGGAGAGCUUUCUGGCUGCACUGAAAGCGACCAAACUCGAUCCGACCAAUGCUGCCUGCUUCUAUUGGCUCGGCAAACUGUACCAACAGCAGGGCGAUUCGCUGCGGGCGCGCAAAUGUUUGGAGAAAAGUAACCACCUAAGUCCGGCGGCACGUAAUGCGGUCAUCCUGUUGAGUGGACUGUAUCGCAAGUAUGGCGAAUGGGAUGCAAAUGCAGAAUUGUUGUCGACCACGUUUGCGCUGUGUUCGGGAGCAGCCUGGGCUCAGCUACUGCUCGGGCUACACCAUCUCGGUCGGCAGGAGUACGAUGAAGCGAUCGGAGCAUUCCGGACGGUGCUACGGUACGAGGUGGACAAUGAGACGGCCUGGGAAGGGCUGGCUGAUGCGUACCUUGGUCGUGGUUCGUACUCAUCCGCGCUGAAACUGUUCGAGAAAAUUAUGGAACGUAAUCCGGGCAAUCCUUACCCGUUACUGCAGUUGGCUAAUAUUAAAAAUACAAUAAAGCUGCACAGUGAAGGAUUGGAAUUGUUCGAGCAAUUGCUCGCCCUGCAUUCGAACUAUUUCCCUGCCAUCAAGGGUAUUGCCGAUUCGCACAUGGGCCUUUGCUACUAUCGAUUAGGCCAACGGCUUCUUGGCCGUAGUCGAGAUCAUGCCCAGCUGUGUAUAGAGUACCUAACGAAGGCCAUAAAAUUGAAGCCACACUUCAUCUGUCUGUGGCACCAGCUGGCAAAAAUCCUAGACACGGUGGCAACGUUUCCUUCAACCCAUUGCCAUGUGGAGAUUGAGGGCAGUUUGGCGGGUCGAGAGCAAUGUGAGCGUGUCGUGCUGAAACGUAACCAACUGUCGGAGUUGGCCGCACGGUGUUACGGCCGGAUAUUGAAAACCAAUCCCGACAACAGUGUGUACUGGUACGAGUUGGCUCUAAAUCAUUACCGUCGUGCGCUGGAGUUACCGUCGCUAACCGAGGAAGAAAAAAUCGCCGCGAAUGUACGCAACAAACUGCUCUGUUUGGCACGAGACAUGGCCAAACAGGCGAUAAAAUUAGAUCCGGCACGUUGGCAAAAUUGGAACCUGCUUGGAGUGAUCUGUGCCUCGAAGGAGAUAAACAAUCUGGCCCUCGCUCAGCACUGCUUCAUUGAAGCGGUAACAGUCGAUCGGAAAACAGCUUCCGCUGCUUGGUGCAACCUUGGUGUGCUCUACCUUUCGCACGGACCGCUCGGACUGGCUAACAAAGCUUUUAGCCAAGCACAGCAAAUAGAUACGACCUUUUCACAGGCGUGGAUCGGUCAGGCCUUGAUUGCCGAGCGCGUGGGACAGGUGGAUGAAGCGAUGGAUCUGUUUCGGCACUGUACGCAGCUUGGUUACCAUCGCGAAACAGCCCUCGGAUAUGCCCACUGGGUAUGUUCGAUAGUGAACCAGGACAAUUAUUCGGAGAACGAGCGGUAUCGGUUCGCGAUUGAUACGAUGGCCGCACUGCCCAUUGCGCACGAUUCUAUCGUAUGGCACUGUGCGGAUUUAGCCGAACGUUCCUCUGCGGUAGCUUUAUGCUUUCUGGGCAAUUUAAGCAGUCGACUCGGGUUGUGGCGUACCGCAUCGGAGGCGUAUUGUCGUGCAGCAACCGCGGCCGAAACACCCGCAACUAAGGAUGGUAUUCUGUGCGAUCUGGGUCAUUGUCUGAUGAAGCAACAGCGCCAUGACGAGGCUGUCAAGUGUUUUGAAAGCUUACGCGGAGAACCGUCCUACCGGGCGUCGGUCGGACGGGCACAAGCGUAUUUCCGAGCGGCGCAGUUCGACCAGUCGUAUGCCGAGUAUGAUCAAUGUUUAAAACAUUUUGCCCAGACAGAUGAAGAGAAGGCGUACGUGUUGAUUGCAAUGUCCGCAAUGGUAUAUGCAUUCUGCGGAAUGAAGGAAGCCAAAACGAUUCUCUUUCAAUGCUUCGCCCUACCACAGCCACCGAUUCAGGCACUGUUUUCGGCCUGUGCCCUUGGUUUGCUAGAAAAGGACGAGAUGCUGACGGAUCUGGCAAUCCAAGAAUUGCGAAAAUAUGAAGAUGACCCAGUGCACGGUCACCACGUCGUGUACUUCGUGUGCGAAUAUUACUGGCAAAAUGACCAACAGCGACAAUGCUACACCUAUCUGCUUUCACAAAUACAUCGCUAUCCGCAUCGGCCAAGACUGUGGCAGCAGCUUGCAAUCGCGCUGCUGAAACGCUUCCGCUCGCCGGAAAAAAAUCUGCGCCUGGCCUCUAGCGUGGCACAAGGUGCUGUGAUUCUGGAUUUACGUGACCGGAAACAUAGAACGCGCGCUGCGGACGCAAGCCGUUGGUUGGCUGUGGCGAGUGAAGCUAUUCGUCCGCUGAAUGCUCAACGUUGUCGCGUUUUGGCACAGAAAGCACUACAUGCAGAUCCAACUAACCGUGAAGCGUGGGGUGCCUUUGCGCGAAUGUGCUCUCAAUAA
Molecule: messenger RNA, 3768 nt
Organism: Anopheles marshallii
Lineage: Eukaryota; Metazoa; Arthropoda; Insecta; Diptera; Culicidae
Product: tetratricopeptide repeat protein 37
Exons: 6
Coding region: 1-3768 (1255 amino acids)
Cellular component (GO): Ski complex
Molecular function (GO): protein binding
Source: RefSeq, a predicted model, not a curated record